GCAGAUACCGAUGAGGAGGACGAGAUUCACAUGUUUCUCGCCAUGAUCACAUACCUAUCCGGCAUCCCACUCCUCUCGGCAGACAUUCUGAGGGAGGUGUGGCCGGAAGACAGGUUUGACCGGCGGUGGCCUGUACAGGACGUCGUAGUGGUGCCGCACGAUCAUGCACGCUCAUUGUCCGACCCUGAUUACACGUUGAGGGUCUGGGAAACAGCAGUGCAGCGCUUGCUCACCCUCCCCCCGUCGGACGUCCUGCCCUUCCCUUCGGACGACGACGAGCCUCGACAGCAGAACUCGGACACAGCAUAUCUCAAGCUCAACUCAUGUCUACUCCGACAACCGUCGGUGUUCAACUUUCGGUUCGUCUCCAAACCUCUAUCGUUGUACGAUCUGCAGCCCCUCUUCGCACUUCUGCCCAAGCUCGGCAGGGGCGGUGCGUCCUACAAGGAGUUAACCGCCCUCAUACACGCAAGGGACGACAUUAGAAACACCUGGAGAAAGCUCUCCUCGUUUCCCGACAACCAUCUGGACUCGCUCGUGAAGCUGAUGAUCUUGAGUGGGGAGCCAUUCGCAGACCUCUCUGGAUAUGACCUGUCUGUCGCCCAGAUUACACGCUUCGUCACUCAAUGCCCAGACCUGGACUCGCUCGACAUCUCGCAAAACCCGCACGUCGUCCUCAGCGACAUCCCCACCCUCCUCGCCGCAGCCCCGCACCUGCGCCGGCUGAACGUGUACGGCUGCAGCGGGAUCGACGGUGAUGCGCUGCUCGACCUGGUGCGCACGCAGCCGUCGCUCUUCCGCACUGUCGAAGCCAUCGUCCACCCCGCCUUCCUCACGCUCGACAAGCCACCAAACUACCCGGUCGCGAUCACUUUCAUGUGCGCCUGCGCGCUCCAAAACACGCGCUGCGGGGUGGGCUUCAGCUUCCCGCUCUUCACGCCAACGCAGGUGGUCCAGGCGCUGUGCCACCUGCUCCCGUUCGCGUCUCGUACGGACGAGACUUACUACGUGACGGGGAACACGGGCGCGGAGCACGCUGGCGACGCGCGGCGCCGGUGGAUGUUCCCGAAACGCGGCACAGCUUACACCAUCUCGGGUCUCUUCUUUGAAUCGCUGGACUCGCCUAUGGCGGCGUACGCCGCGUUCAGCGGUGGCUCGCAGCGGCCGGGUGCGUCCUGGUCCGACCGCGCGGUCGUCAGCGUGCCGCUGCGCUCGAAGCCCUCUGUUGCCCCCGGCCCCGAGGGCAGCUGGGCGUUCUACCUCGGCUCGAGACGACCGUCGAAGGCGGACACCACCGACGUACCGUGGGCGUUCAUACGCUAUGCAGCGGGCGUCGACGCAGGAGAGGGCCUCGCGGCGCUGAGCCUCGACGGCAAGCUGGACGACACCGCAAGGUUGGCGGGGGAGGUGAAACGGGGAGGCAAGGUCUACGACCUCCGUGGGUUUCUGCGCUGCAUGGAGGAAGAGGGGCGGCCCAUGCCGCCGCUAGAGGUCGUGGCGGAGGUGGAGACUCUGCUGUCUGUGUGGCACAAGUUUGACGGUGAGAUCAGGUGCCCGCUAUGUGGCGAGAAGGAGCGCUGGAAACAACCCUUUGCUUGGAGGUAACGCCACGGAGUCGGUUCCGAGAUAUGAUGGAGUUCGGCUUUAGCCGCCGGUGGUUUGGUAGCUUCGACGAAAAAAGGCAACUCGAAGAUGGCGUCCGUUGAACGAUUUCCUUCUCGCCGUCGACCAACACCAAUAUUCAGACUGUACAUAUUGCGACUAUUCCAGCCAAUGGUCUUGUCAUAAGAGACGGC
Molecule: messenger RNA, 1796 nt
Organism: Trametes versicolor FP-101664 SS1
Lineage: Eukaryota; Fungi; Basidiomycota; Agaricomycetes; Polyporales; Polyporaceae
Exons: 1
Coding region: 31-1605 (524 amino acids)
Source: RefSeq, a predicted model, not a curated record